Messenger RNA from Rubroshorea leprosula, 1031 nucleotides. The record is from the annotation of a GenBank genome assembly. NCBI's taxonomy places the organism in Eukaryota, Viridiplantae, Streptophyta, Magnoliopsida, Malvales, Dipterocarpaceae.
GGAUGAAGGAAGUGGGCCAACAGCAACAGCUUGUGCUCUUUCCUCUACCCUCUCAAGAAAGGCAAGUCCUGAGAUAACUACGGUACAGGAACAUUUGAAAAAGUAGAAAAGGAAAGCAGAGGGGUCAUCCAAAAUGGCUAAAGAUAUAAUUCUGAAAUGAGAAAAGCAGGUAAUUGCUGGCCAACCAAACAUAUCCUUGUACCUUGUUCAUUAUUUAUCUUUGAAUCAAAGUCAGAUUAGUUAGAUGGAUUUGCUAGAGUCUCCACAGAAGGAAUCCUAAAUAGGUUCAAAAGACACGCCCAUUAUGGCAGAAAUUAAUGGGUAGUGCCUUUUUUUUCCUUUGCUUUAUUCUCCCCCUACAAACUUCUCCUACACCUUUCAUGGUGGAUAUCAGUCCCUGUUUCAGGCCAUUUUCCCUCCUUGAAACAAGGCUAUGGGGAAAGGAGUUGGACCCCCCACAGCCUACCCCACUCCCCAUCCCCUUUCCCUCCUUUCCCUCCUUUCCCUGUGAAGAAUGCAAUGUUUUUGAACCCGGCCCGGUGGCUGGCCCGGUUUGGCCACCGGGUCCGGUUCAACCGGUUCAACCGGCCGGGCCGGGCCGGGUUUUAAAACACUGGAAGAAUGGGAUAAUUUGGCCUCAAGAGAAAGCUAUGGGUGAGUGAAAAAUGCCAAUGGUAUUUUGCCUUGUUCGUAUCAGUUUAGCCCAAUGUAUGUUUACCAGUGGGCCAAACAACCUUUCUUUCUAAGUAGGUUACUUCACUUUUCCAUGGCCAAAUUCAUUUAAUAAAAGAGAAAAAGAAAAAAGGAAGGAGAACGGAGAAAUUUUGGAACAACAUUUCUCAUGGCAAAAGUCUGCAUCAAGAAUCUAAAAUGCCAAUGUUUUAUAGACUUUAACUUUUUAGGGCAUAUGCUUUGGGUAAUUAUUGAUACAAUUGAAAGGAAUUCACCAAUGCUAGGUGGCACCUUUCAUAAUUAUAUUACUGUUUUGUUUGGCCUUAUUGUAGCUUUUGAAAGAAAAAACUAUUGAUUAG